AUGGAUAAAUUGAAAGCUCCGGAAACGCUGAAUUUCGAUGCUACAGAUUUAGCACACACGUGGAAAAAAUGGAAAGAAGAAUUCUCGCUCUAUGUUGACCUAGCUAUGGCAGAAUCAGAGGAGAAACAGAAGGUAAAAAUGCUUAAAUACCUUAUCGGAACACAUGGAAGAGAAGUGUAUGACACACUAAUAUUCACAGAUACUGAAGAUAACAGAACUUUGAAGGUAAUUUUAGAGAAGUUCGAUGCCUAUUGUAACCCUAUGAAAAACGAAAGUGUGGAACGAUACAAGUUUAAUUCUAGGAAUCAACAAAGUGGGGAAACAAUCUACAGUUAUGUGACUGAACUUAAGCUUUUAGCAGCACAUUGUGGCUUUGGCGAUUUAGAGGAAUCUUUAGUCCGUGACCGCAUUGUUUGUGGAAUUAGAGACUUGCACCUACGGGAAAGACUUUUACGUGAAUCGAACCUAACACUGAAAAGCUGUCUUGAUAUAUGCAGAGCAUCAGAAUUGUCAAAGGAGAGAAUGAAGGAGAUUGAGACUCCAACAGCAGCAGAAGUACACGCUCUGAGAGGAAACGGCUACAAACCAAAGACUAAUCUGCGCAGUGCUCAAGCGACACCAAAAUUGUUAGCUAAAAACUGUAUGUAUUGCGGACGUAAACAUGAAGCUAGCAAACUCAAGUGCCCAGCCUAUGGAGAAACAUGCCACAAAUGUAAAAAGAAGGACCACUUUAAGGCGAUGUGUGGACAACAUUCAAAGUCAACACAGAAGUCUGGACAGAAACCAGGUAAAUACAACAGAAAAUUGCAUCAAGUUACUGAUAACGACUCAGACUCUGACUCUAAUGAAAACUACUAUGACACAAUCCGAAGUGUCACGUCUGAACCAAAGAAACAUGUUUAUGCAACUAUGAAUAUCGGCAAAACACCCAUAAAGUUCCAAGUCGACAGCGGCGCAAGUUGUAAUGUUAUUCCGAUAAGCAAGCUAGAUGAGAGCGGAUCCUACUACAAGCUCACCAAGUCAACAACUGUACUAACUACAUACGACAAGUCUCGGAUCCAGCCCCUAGGAAAAACAAGUCUGAAACUUGUAAAUCCCAAAACCAAAGAACUCUAUGACACCGAAUUCGUUGUAGUGAAGCAGGACACAACACCAAUACUGGGCAGUCAGACCAUUCAAAGGAUGAAACUAGUAACUAUUCAUUAUGACAACAUUCUAACUGUUACUGAGGAAACAUUAACAGAAGAGUAUGUUUUCAGCGAAUACAAAGAUGUGUUCGAUGGUACAGGACGCCUAGCAGGGACAUAUUCACUCCAAACUGACCCAUCGAUAAAACCUGUAGUCCAUCCGCCUAGGAAAAUUCCAGUAGCUCUGAGGGACAAGCUCAAGACAGAGCUGGAACGGCUUACAGAGAAAGAAAUAAUUACCCCUGUUACCGAACCAACACCGUGGGUAAACAAUCUCGUCAUUGUGGAGAAGCCUAACAAAUUAAGGAUUUGUCUCGACCCUCGUGAUCUGAAUGGGGCCAUUCAGCGCAGCCAUUACCCAAUGCCCACAGUCGAAGAACUCUUACCAGACUUGAACAAAGCGAAGGUAUUUUCUGUUGCCGAUGCCAAAAAUGGAUUCUGGCAUGUUCAACUUGACAAGGCCAGUUCAAUGCUAACAACCUUCAACACACCGCAUGGUCGCUAUCGAUGGCUUCGAAUGCCAUUUGGACUAAACUCAGCGCCAGAGGAAUUUCAGCGGCGACAAAAUCAGACUGUAGAAGGAUUGCAUGGAGUACGUUGUGUACAUGAUGAUAUUCUGAUCUUCGGAGAAGGCGCGACUGACGAGGAAGCUUAUCGAGAUCAUGACCGCAAUUUCCGAGCACUUAUGGAACGCUGUAGGGAAAAGAAUCUGAAGCUAAACAAGGAGAAACUGAAGUUUAGACUCAAAGAAGUUCGGUUUGUGGGACAUCUACUGACCAGCAGUGGAGUUCGUGCUGACCCAGACAAGGUCAAGGCAGUGAAAAAUAUGCCCACACCCACUGAUGUGUCAGCUGUUCGACGAUUUGUAGGUUUCGUAACCUAUCUGAGCAAGUUUCUUCCCAGGCUUAGCGAUCUUUGUGAACCUCUUAGAAAACUGACUGUUCAAGAUGCAGAAUGGAGCUGGCUUGAAGCCCAUGAUAAAGCCAUACAAGAGAUCAAGACACUAGUUUGUAAAAGUCCUGUCUUGAAAUAUUAUGAUCCUAAAGAGGAAUUGACACUCCAAUGUGAUGCUUCGCUAACAGGAUUAGGAGCGAGUCUAUUGCAAAAUGGACAACCAAUAGCCUUCGCAAGCAGAGCUCUCACGGAUGCAGAGACCCGUUACGCUCAAAUCGAGAAGGAAAUGCUAGCAAUUGUAUUUGGCUUAGAACGUUUUCACCAGUACACCUAUGGACGCUCAGUACAUGUGGAAAGUGAUCAUAAGCCUCUAGAAUCUAUCGUGAAGAAAUCGCUAUUAGCAGCACCCAGACGUCUUCAACGAAUGCUGCUCCGGUUACAGCAGUAUGAGUACACAAUUUCUUAUAAACCAGGAAAGACUAUGUAUCUUGCAGAUACAUUAAGCCGAGCUUACCUUAAUGAAACAGGGACAACGAGCUUCGAAAGGGACUUGGAAAUUGUAAACAUGGUGCAGUACUUACCCAUGACUGAUGUUAGACUUUCCGAGAUUCGCAAGCACAGCUAUCAGGACGAGUCAUUACAAGUUCUCAUGGAUGUCAUACUUCAUGGUUGGCCUCAGAAGCGAGAAGAAGUCCCUCACCUUGCAAGACCAUACUUCGACUUUAGAGAUGAGCUGAGUGUUCAGGAUGGAAUUCUAUUUAGGGGUGAGCGUGCAAUAAUCCCUAAAGCAAUCCGUUUGGAUAUGAUGCAGCGAAUACAUUCCUCGCACUUGGGAAUUGGAGGAUGUCUUCGCCGAGCAAAGGAGUAUGUUUUCUGGCCUGGAAUGCACUCUGAAAUUUCUCAGUACAUACAAAGUUGUGAAACUUGCCAGAUGUUUGAAACCAAACAACAAAAGGAAACCCUGAUACCUCAUGAUGUUCCAGACAGACCUUGGAUGAAGGUUGGAACUGAUCUGUGCUCAUUUGCUGGAAAUGACUAUUUAGUGACUGUUGACUAUUUUUCAAAUUUUUGGGAAAUAGAUUUCUUGGAGAACACAAAACCUACAACAGUGAUCAGGAAAUUGAGGAAUCAUUUUGCUCGCUAUGGAAUCCCAGACAUUGUCUUUUCAGACAAUGGCCCUCAUUUCAGCUGCAAGGAAUUUGCUACAUUCGCAUUGGAAUACGAAUUCCAACACAUCACGUCAUCACCAAACUAUCCGCAAAGUAACGGGAAGGUGGAACAGGCUGUGAAAUCUGCAAAGCGUAUAAUGAAACGAGCUCGCAACUCUCAACAGGAUGUCUACCUCAGCAUUCUUGACUUCCGAAACACACCAACAGAGGGAAUGCAGAGUAGUCCUGCACAGAGAUUAAUGUGCCGUCGAACAAAGUCGCGACUACCAACAACCCCAGCUCUUCUUGAACCAAAAAUCCCAAUGUCUGCACAUGCGGAAAUCAAGCACAACAAGCAUCAACAAUGCAAGUACUUCAAUAGAAACGCAAAGGACCUACCUGAUUUAGAACAUGGACAGCGUGUCUGGAUAACACCAAAACGAAAUGAUCCAACCAAAUCGUGGACAAAAGGGACUAUUGCUAGCAAAGUGAACAUUCGGUCUUACGAAGUAAACACAGACGAAGGACAGUCGCUUCGCAGAAACAGGAAAGAUAUCCGUAUCCACAGAGGUAAAAACGAACAACCACGACAACCUGUAGACCUUGAUAUACCCGAUUCGAAACUAGAUGCAGACAACCCAAACACUGACAAAUCCGACCAGUCGAAGGAGUCCGUUCAAGCACGCGAACCAAUAGUGUCCAAUGAAACAAGUGAUCAUCCACAAAUUCAUAUUCCACAACACACCAGAUCAGGAAGGGUUGUGAGAUUACCAUUGAAAUACAGUGACUUUGUAUCAACUUGA
Saccostrea cuccullata (small rock oyster) is the source of this 4032-nucleotide messenger RNA. RefSeq lists its product as uncharacterized. Bases 1 to 4032 code for a protein of 1343 amino acids. Lineage: Eukaryota; Metazoa; Mollusca; Bivalvia; Ostreida; Ostreidae. The transcript has a single exon. Gene Ontology annotation, molecular function: nucleic acid binding. The record is from RefSeq and is a predicted model, not a curated record. Gene Ontology annotation, biological process: DNA integration.